Molecule: messenger RNA, 4046 nt
Organism: Cataglyphis hispanica
Lineage: Eukaryota; Metazoa; Arthropoda; Insecta; Hymenoptera; Formicidae
Product: rhophilin-2
Exons: 16
Coding region: 304-3210 (968 amino acids)
Biological process (GO): negative regulation of stress fiber assembly; signal transduction
Molecular function (GO): protein binding
Source: RefSeq, a predicted model, not a curated record
GCGAUUAGUCGCCGGGAAGAUACGACAGUGGCCGGCCACGAGUCGACGAGUUGCAAACAAAUUGAGAGAAUAUAUCGCCGAACGCGUUUUGCCAGAAUCGCGUUAAAAGUCAUCACGAUUAAGUGUGAACGGUUUAAUCACGACGAUUGACAUUUUCUGGAUGUCUCAUCUUCAUAUCUUACUUCGUUGACGUAAUAAUAGUCGGCCACUAGGAAAUACCGUAUCUUUGCCCGCGUCUCAGACCAGUACCUCAGUUCCGAUGAUACGAUCGAGAUUACCGAAUAAAUCAGCGCAUACGCGAUCAUGCUGAAGUGGGUGCACUACUGCCCGUUGCCGAGAGAUCGUGCGAUCGCGUCCUCGGACGCGAAGAUGGUCGUUCCGGGCGAGACCACGAGGGACGAGAAGGACGGGAGAAGGGCGACCGACAGAAGAAAGGAUAGCGGUGGCACGGUGCGGAGUGCGCGAAAUGCGAAAAUCACCACGCCGGACGCUAUCAUGAGGAGAUGCUUCCGGUUCGGGGGUUCGGAUCCGAGGGUAGCGACCUGCAGAGGAAAGCUGCAAAACAAGCGGAGUAAGCUCAACCAAGAGAUCAACAAGGAGCUGCGGCUACGAGCAGGAGCCGAGAAUCUUUUCAAGGCAACUACAAACAGAAAACUGAAGGAAACCGUCGCCUUGGAACUAAGCUUCGUCAAUUCAAAUCUGCAGCUGUUGAAAGAACAGCUUGCUGAAUUAAACAGCUCGGUGGAAUUGUAUCAAAAUGUCGACGGCGUUGAGCCCAUUAUGCCGAUGAUACCACUGGGAUUAAAAGAAACCAAAGAUAUCGACUUUCAGGAUCCGUUUAAGGACUUUAUCUUGGAGCACUAUAGCGAAGAUGGCGAAAACUACGAAGAAGCUAUAGCAGAUUUGAUGGAAACUAGACAGGCUACGAGAACACCGACUAGAGACUCAGCAGGCAUCGCGUUGCUCCUGCGUUAUUACAAUCAGCUCUACUUCAUAGAGAGGCGAUUCUUUCCACCCGAUAGAAGCCUCGGCAUCUAUUUCGAAUGGUUCGAUUCAUUAACAGGUGUGCCAAGUUGUCAACGAACCGUCGCCUUCGAGAAGGCGUCGAUUCUUUUUAAUGCCGGCGCACUUUAUACACAAUUGGCUGCUAAGCAGGAUCGCUUGACUGCUCGAGGACUCGAUCAAGCGGUCGAUGCUUUUCUGCGAGCGGCCGGUACUUUUCGGUAUAUUCACGAGAAUUUCACGAAUGCACCGAGCAUGGAUUUGGGUCCAGAUAUGUUGGAGAUGCUGGUACAAUUGAUGCUGGCUCAGGCAAGAGAGUGUCUCUUCGAAAAGUUAGAGCUUCAAUCUAGAGACGGUAGAAACAUUGAUGUUUGCUUGGAUCUUGCUCAAGAGGCUGCUCAGGUUGCGGCAAUAUACAAUGAUGUCCACGGAUUGAUAUCGCGCGAGCCGGUUCGUGACUAUGUCCCAGAGACUUGGAUUUCACUGAUACUGGUAAAACGCGAGCAUCAUCUCGCCCUUGCUCACAAGCAUCUCGCGGUUGGUCUGCUGGACAGACCGAUCGUUGAGUUUCGUGUAGAAACUAGGCUCACAUUGGAGCACAUUCAGAAGAGCGAUGGGAAGACUCAAUUGGAUAUAAUUGUUCCCAGAGAUGACAACGAAAGAAAGUUAUUAGGCAAAGCCCAUCUUAGAGAAGCUCUCGUUUUGCAUGAUGAGAGUCAACGAUUGCAGAGAAUGUGCCGCGAUCUAAAAGGCAAACAAGCGUUGGCGAGGGUUUUGAAGAAAGCACACGAAGCGACACUCGAUAGCUAUAAUAAAUUCGGCAAUGAAGAUGAUUUUCGAGAACUGUUGGAUCCGCCAGAUAUAAUUGCUUCCACGAAAUUUCAACUUAGCAUUACUCAUCCGGAUUUUGGACAGCACGGAGUAGAUGAUCUUUUCAGAUCGUUGGGACCCGUAGCGAUAUUUUCGGCCAAACGACACUGGACCGCGCCGCGAUUGGUACAACUUCAAAGAGGUCCUGACGGCGAAGGUUUUGGAUUUAGUGUACGCGGCGACGCUCCAGUGAUAAUAGCUGCCGUCGAUCAUAAUUCGCUGGCUGACGUAGGCGGAAUGAAAGAGGGCGAUUUCAUAGUCGGCAUUGGUGACAAAGAUGUCAAGUGGGCAUCUCACGAGCAAGUUGUGCGGAUGAUAAAACAAUGCGGUGACUUUAUAAAUUUAAAAUUGGUUACACCAAUGGACAGAAAUUAUUUAAAGACAAUGGUGACAGAGGGGCAGCAAGAAGAGUAUGACGAGUACAAGAGCACGUUGGACGUGGACACGCUGGAAGUGGCCAGACUGGAGCUUCGCGAGGAUGACAACACGAGGGAGCAGGCUUUGAAGCAAUUCCGUCAUUGGAUUCAAAAACAUCCCGCGAUCAAAAAGUGUAGGACCGAUUCGCUGUUCCUAUUGAGAUUCCUCAGGACGAAGAAGUUCAGUCUACCGAUGGCACAAGAGAUGCUCGAACGCUAUCUCACCAUCAGACAACUCUAUCCCGACUGGUUUCAGAAGCUCGACAUCGAUGACCCGGAGCUCGAAGCCAUCAUCGACAGCGGCUAUCUGGUACCUUUACCAAAACGAGAUCAGCACGGUCGAAAAGUGAUACUGUCGUGUGCAGGACGUUUUGAUCCUUGCAAAUUCUCGUCGGUACACAUGGCGCGAGUCCACAGCAUGGUAGUGGAGAGUCUGAUGGACAACGAGGAAAAUCAGAUCCGCGGCUAUACGCAUCUCAACGACGAGACCGGAUUGACCAUGAGCCAUCUCAGCGCGUGGUCUUUCACGGACAUCCGCAAUAUGUUGAGAUGCAUACAGAACAGCACUCCGAUGCGUCACAAGGAGACGCACUUGAUCAAUAUUCCCGGCAGCGUGGCGAAGAUCAUUGAGUUCGCCAUUUCGCUGCUUAAUGAUAAGCUCAAGUCUCGCGUUAUGAUACACAAGGAUAUGGAGGAGCUGAGAGAAGCGAUAGAUCCGAAGAUACUGCCGAAGGAAUACGGAGGGGAAAUACCGCUCUCGGAAAUGAUCGCUGAAUUCAAAAAGGAUCUGAAAGAGAAGAAAGAACAACUCAAGGCUCUAGACGAUAUGUACAUCGAGAUUUCACUAAAAGAUUGUCACGCAGUUAAUAACGAAGAGCUAGGCGGAAUAUGCGGUUCGUUCCGAAAAUUAGAAGUCGAUUGAGGGCUAAUUUAUUUCUAUUUCAAUCUCGUAUUGAUAGCAUCUAAUUUUAAUAGCUACUUUUAUAUAAUUACAUCAUAUAUCAAGGAGCAAUCGUUUUGAUAAAAAUUUAGAUAUUUUAUAUUUUCUUUUCUUUUUAGCGCAACAUAAUCAUUUAUGUAUAGAAAUAUAUUAUUGUAUUGCGACCAUGAUACAAAUUAUGAAUAUGUUAAACGAGUAUGCAAACGAUUUAUAAAUACAUCUGAAUAAUCUUAACUAACUGGUUUUAAAGCUAUUCAUAUAUGUAUAGCCGUUUUUCUCUCUAGAUUCUAUUUACAAAAAAAAUUCUAUAAACAAAAAAAAAAUUUUAAUGUUUAGCGUUAAGUAACACACUGGUACAAUCGGAUUUGUAUAUGAAAUAAGUAUAAGGGAAUUUAUUUUUAUGUGCUUAUUUUAAUAUCCCUCGUAAAGCAUUGUGUGAAUAGUAUUCAUUAACUUACGCAAUAAGUCUUUUUCAUAUAACAGUUAAGACUCACUAGCGCAUACAAACGAGCUAAUAUUCGUUCCGCCGGUGGUACCAAGUUACCUAUGAUCUUUAUGUCAUUAUCUUGACUAUAUCUUAAAACAAAGUGUGACGACACAAUCCUACCGUUCCUUUGUCGUUGCAAUUACGAAGCAUGCACUCGCAUCGUUUUUAUUAUCGGGUUUAUGUACUUUAUAUACUUAUAUUUGAGUUAAAGUUAAGGCACUAAGCUUAAGCUAUAUAUAUAUGAAUGUUAUUAGUUUGUGAAGUAACAUUUUCGUUGAAGAUUUUAGGUAUGUUUUUAGUGAAUAAAAUAAAACUCUGAGAUAUCUAAUAA